AUGAGCAAACAAAAAUCGACAACAACUGUUAUCAGUGGUGCAGCAGCGAUGCCUAGCACCACCACUAUUACCAACGCGAACAAUCGUGCUGCUGUUGUGUUGUCUCGACCUAUGCGUCGGGUUCUUCAAAAUUUCCGGCUUCUAUGGCUUGAUGCCAAAUUGGAUGAGUCCAAUGACGAUUUCAAGAAAUCGUUUCGACGCCUGCGACGUGUUGUAGCAAGCAUCGAAACAUUUACCGAUGCCCAAGAAUGCAUUGAUUUUCUCAGUGCCGUUACAAAUCAAAAGGUAUUUAUGAUAGUGUCAGGCUCACUUGGACAAAAAAUAGUAACAGAUAUUGAAACCAUACCACAAUUAGAAUCUGUGUAUGUUUUUUGUCGCAAUCAAUCUUAUCAUGAACAAUGGGCCAAUAAAGUACCAAAGGUUAAAGGUGUAUACACAAAAAUCAAACCGAUCUGUAAGGCCUUGCAGAUCGAUCUUGAAAAUUGUGAUCGAGCAAUGAUCUCGAUCAGCUUUAAUGGUCGUGAUCCAUUAUUUAUGUAUACACAACUUUUAAAAGAAGCGCUUUUGGAAGUUGAAGAUGACGAUGUCAAAUCGAUUAAAGAUCUCGUAGAAUACUGUCGUCUGCAAAAUGAUGUUGAUGAAGAUGAAAUAAAAAAAGUGCAGCGAGAAUACCGAAACCAGACACCAGUUUGGUGGUAUACGGCUCCUUAUUUCAUGUACUCAAUGCUCAAUCGAGGACUCCGAGAAAUGGAUGUUGACAUCAUCCUUAAAAUGGGCUUUUUCAUCCGACAUCUACAUCAGCAUAUUACCGAACUACAUCGCGAACAAAAAGCCAGCAUGCCAGCAAAAUUUCAAGUCUUUCGUGGACAAGGUUUGUCCAUUGAAGAUUUUGAAAAAAUGAAAAAAACCAAAGGAGGACUUAUGUCCUUUAAUAAUUUUCUGUCAACAAGUCGCAAUCGUCAGAUAUCUAUCAACAACUUUGCACGACCAGCAGCAUUUAAUACAAAUUCAGUUGGCAUCCUUUUCAUUAUGAACAUUGACACGGCUAUUUGCACAAAAUCAUCAACACCAUUUGCUGAAGUAAGCAAGGUUGGCUAUUACAAAAAUAAAGAGGAAGAACUACUAUUUUCAACACAUACAAUAUUUCGUAUCGAUCGCAUCGAAAGAAUUGAAGACAACCAAACUGAUCGCUUAUGGCAAGUUGAUCUCACACUCGUUGGUAAUCAAGAUGAUGACUUUAACAAACUCACAUUAACACUGCGAAAAGAGUUCAUUUGGGCAACAGGAUGGGCUCGAUUUGGUCACAUUCUUAUUAAACUUGAAGAAAAAUGA
This is a messenger RNA of Rotaria sp. Silwood1, 1332 nucleotides long. The record is from the annotation of a GenBank genome assembly. Lineage: Eukaryota; Metazoa; Rotifera; Eurotatoria; Philodinida; Philodinidae.